This is a messenger RNA of Manis pentadactyla (Chinese pangolin), 2713 nucleotides long. RefSeq names its product defective in cullin neddylation 1 domain containing 1 (gene DCUN1D1). The coding region runs from base 141 to 1001 and encodes 286 amino acids. Gene Ontology annotation, molecular function: ubiquitin-like protein binding; ubiquitin conjugating enzyme binding; cullin family protein binding. The transcript is spliced from 8 exons. The record is from RefSeq and is a predicted model, not a curated record. Gene Ontology annotation, cellular component: ubiquitin ligase complex. Gene Ontology annotation, biological process: positive regulation of ubiquitin-protein transferase activity; protein neddylation. Lineage: Eukaryota; Metazoa; Chordata; Mammalia; Pholidota; Manidae.
CCUCCUCGGGCCGCGCCGGGGCCGCCCCGCACUGCGCAUGAGCGGGAGCCCGGCGAGCCCGUGAGAGGAGCCGCCGCCGCCGCCGCCGUCCAUUCGCUGCGGAGCCGGAGGAGGAGGGGAGAGGCCUGGAGGACACCAACAUGAACAAGUUGAAAUCAUCGCAGAAGGAUAAAGUUCGUCAGUUUAUGAUCUUCACACAAUCUAGUGAAAAAACAGCAGUAAGUUGUCUGUCUCAAAAUGACUGGAAGUUAGAUGUUGCAACAGACAAUUUUUUCCAAAAUCCUGAACUUUAUAUACGAGAGAGUGUUAAAGGAUCAUUGGACAGAAAGAAGUUAGAACAACUAUACAAUAGAUACAAAGAUCCUCAAGAUGAAAAUAAAAUUGGGAUAGAUGGUAUACAGCAGUUCUGUGAUGACCUGGCACUCGACCCAGCCAGCAUCAGUGUAUUGAUCAUUGCAUGGAAAUUCAGAGCAGCAACACAGUGUGAGUUCUCCAAACAGGAGUUCAUGGACGGCAUGACAGAAUUAGGAUGUGACAGCAUAGAAAAACUAAAGGCCCAGAUACCCAAGAUGGAGCAAGAAUUGAAAGAACCAGGACGAUUUAAGGAUUUUUACCAGUUUACUUUUAAUUUUGCAAAGAAUCCAGGACAAAAAGGAUUAGCAAUGAAUGAGAGUUCCUGUUGCUUCACAUCUUCGCCAGCAUUUGGUGUUGUCAGUGUUUGGAUUUGGGCCAUUGCAAAAGAUCUAGAAAUGGCCAUUGCAUACUGGAAUUUAGUGCUUAAUGGAAGAUUUAAAUUCUUAGACUUAUGGAAUACAUUUUUGUUGGAACAUCAUAAACGAUCAAUACCAAAAGAUACUUGGAAUCUUCUUUUAGACUUCAGUACAAUGAUUGCAGAUGACAUGUCUAAUUAUGAUGAAGAAGGAGCGUGGCCUGUUCUUAUUGAUGACUUUGUGGAAUUUGCACGCCCUCAAAUUGUUGGGACAAAAAGUACAACAGUGUAGCACUAAAGGAACCUUCUAGAAUGUACAUAGUCUGUACAAUAAAUACAACAGAAAAUUGCACAGUCAAUUUCUGCUGGCUGGACUGAACUGAAGAUCAAUCCUCACAAUUCAAGACUGAGGGUUGAGACAAAACUUUAAGGAUACAUCUUGGACCAUAUCGUAUUUCAUUCUUCUAAUGGUGGUUUGGGCUUGUCUUCUAGUCUGGGCCACUCUAAACAUUUAUAAUUCCAACAUUGUGGAUUUCAUCUAUCUGUGGACCAUCCUAGUUUAUCCUCCCAUAAGUCUUAGAAGCUUUAUGGUGAUUAUUUUGAGGUUUCCAUUCUUGCAUAAAGCACAAUGCUGUCUUCAUCAGGAAACAGUUUGGCAUAAGAAUUAAAUGUAUGAACAUCACAAACAAUUUAUAAAAACUUCUUAAAUAUAUGCUUUGGGCUAGUUGCAAAGACUAUGCUAAUAGCACUUCCAAUGAGAGUGAUAUAUUUAAGUGUACUGGAUCUGCAAUGAUGUCUUGGUUUGGGGGAUUUUUUUUCUGGCAAAUCACAUGUAUUGUUGAUAUGAGUAGAGAAUCUGAUGAAAAAAAUGUCAAAAUAACCAAGGUGAAAAAUUUUUAGGAUAACUUGGUGUGCUUACCUGGAAAUUUAUUGUUUCAGACCCUCAAUUUCAAAAGGUUCCACAGAACUAGUUCUGCACUUAUCUCACCAUGUUUAUGUGUAGUCCUACAGGGAGCUUUUAUUUAGAAAAUGUCUGCAUAAUGGUAGAUUCUACCCAUCUACAUUAUGCACUACAUAAUUGGAUUUCAUUAUGAUUUUGAAAUGCUUAUAUGCCUGUUGAAUAAGUUAAACUAUUUAAUUUGUUUUAUGUUUUAGACUGCUACACAAUACAGUAUAUAAAUUUAGGCAUGAGGGUUAUUUUAUUUUUUUUGUUUUUUUGUCAGCGCACUAUGGAACACAAAUGAAAUUCUCUUAAUUUAUAAGAAGAUAGUUAGGAAUUAAAUUUUGAAAAUGGUCGUGAUGAGCCAUGAUGUUCAAUCCUAUAGGUACUGCUUUCAGACAUAUAGUCCAUUUUUGAUGACUUCUUAUUUUGUUGAAACUGCUUUAACUGCUAAUCACUGUGGUUGCCAAAUAUUUCAGGAGCAAACAUUUUCAAGCAAGCAUGCACUUGAUGCAAGUAUCAAUUUGGCUUUUAUUUUCAUAAAUUAUUUUGUCUCUUUACUGUUUUUGUUUCACUCCUAUUUAGCUCAGUUUUCACAUAAAAGCAGAAUUGUAUCUUGUACUUUUUUGUUGUUACAAGACCCAUAAACUGCUUUCAUGAUGAAAAUGCUCAUGUCUCUCUUCACUUCUUCAACAGGCAAAGAAGGGUUUAUUGCUUUCUUAAACAUUUCUGAACGGCAGGUUAAAAAAUGUAAAACUUUACUGCUGAGUAUGGUCUUUAGUGGGAAUAGAUUUUGCGUGGUGUAUCCAGGCAUUUUCAAAGGUCUGAUGUUGACAUUAUCAAAGGAAUGUACUUCACAAUAGCAGUACAUUUUAUUUAGGUGUGGAAGUGAUUUUAAGAAACAAUGACAUAUUAAAAUGACUUUUUAUUUACGUGAUUCUGAAACUGACUAGAAAGUUUUCCCCAUAGGUAUUAUAUUAAUAUUCCAAUUGUAACUUAAAUUCAAGAAUACAGUUCUACCAAAAGGAAAAUUUCUAUUCAGGUUACUGGAAUUGGUUAUUAAA